GGUCCUGACAGGUGCGGAGACCGAACUGGAGCCAGGGAGUAACGGAGAAUCUCUGUUGAGCGCGCAACAGCCGUUACGCGUGUCGGUUGCCGAGAUCGAGUCUGACAGAAGCGGACUUGCUGUCUCGGGAUCAGCGCGGACAAGAUGAGCAGCAAAGAAGGUGGCUUCAGAAAAAGGAAACAUGACAAUUUUCCACAUGGUCAUAAGGAAGAAAAAGAUAGCAUUAACUUUUCUUCAUCUAUAAUGUCAUCCUUCAAGAUGUUUCAGCUGGAACUUGAUACAAGACAUGAUAAAUAUGAAAGACUUGUGAAACUUAGUCGUGACAUAACUAUUGAAAGUAAAAGGACCAUAUUCUUACUUCAUAGAAUUACCAGUGCUUCCAAUGUAGAAGAAAUACUAGCAGAAUCUGAAGUCAAAUUAGAUCUUGUGAGACAGAAGAUAAAACAAGUAGCACAAGAAUUGAUGGGAGAGGAUAUGCAUCAAUACCAUAGAGCUAUUUCUCCAGGUCUUCAAGAGUACGUGGAAGCGGUUUCAUUUCAGUAUUUUAUCAAAACCCGGUCAUUAAUUAGCUUAGAAGAUAUCAAUAGACAACUGAUAUUUAAAGAAGUUAAUAAGGAGGAAGAAAGGAAGCCAUCUUCGGAUUCUCCUAAUAAUCAAAACGACACCUGGAACAUAAAAGUGACACCUGUGGAUUAUCUUCUGGGAGUGGCUGAUCUAACUGGAGAAUUGAUGCGGAUGUGUAUUAAUAGUGUUGGGAAUGGUGAUAUAGAUACACCAUUUGAGCUGAGCCAGUUCCUGUGUCAGAUUUAUGAUGGCUUUUCUUACAUUGGUAACACUGGACCGUAUGAAGUUUCUAAGAAGCUCUAUACUUUGAAGCAGAGCUUAGCUAAAGUGGAGAAUGCCUGUUAUACACUGAAAGUCAGGGGUUCUGAGAUACCAAAGCAUAUGUUAGCUGAUUUGUUUUCCAGUAAAACAGAAAUAAUUGACCAAGAGGAUGGGCUUUCCUAACCAUACUAGGAACCUCACAACACACAAGAUCAAGAACUACAGGAUCGGAGCAAAGCCAAUCAGAAAUCUUAGCCAUAAUUCGUGUUUUAUGAAUAGCUGACAUAGAAUAUGUUGUAUUCCAAAACUGUUAUUGUGUAAUGAUUUAACAUGCCCACCAAGCUUAUUGCCCAGUGAAAAUAUUGAUUUUAUACAAGGACCACUUGUUAUGUUCUCUACUUUAGUAUUGUGGGCAUACUGCAGGUUACCUUAAACCAGGUAUCAGUGAAGGACCAUAGUUCAUAAUAUACAUGCAAUAUGAUAACUGUUUGCUUUGUUUUGUUGUUGCUUUUAUCUAAAUGGUUAAAGUAUUUGACUGUUCAGAAUGUUCUGGUGUUAAAAUUUACAUGUUGAUUUUUAAAUAACCGAAGAGAAAGUUAAUUGAAUAGAAAAGAACCUAGGAAAAGCUAACAAGUUUAGCUUACAUUAUUAUUUGGGUACUUUCAGAGUAUAUCUUUCUGUGUAUCUUAAUGAUGACUUGUUAUAGAAGGUUAAUACUAACACCUUGUAAAUUAAGCCAGACAAAAGCAAAAAUCUUGUAAAGAGUCUUAGCAUAAAUAAAAUCAGUACAUAUACCCAGUUAAAAAUAUAUUCUACGGAAGGAUUUGGAAGCGAAUGCUUGAGAAAGUAAAUAAGAAAAAUAUUUGAAAUAUGUUUUAAAACUGAAGUUGACAGAAUUUGUAAUUAUGUAUCUAUCCUAUGUGUGUUCUUUAAAGGAUUAUGAUAUUGUUUUGUGUUUUUACUUAAUAUCUUGCUUCAAUUCUUGAUUAGCGACUCCAACGUAGACUUUAACUUCCUUUCUGUGAACAGAAUAGAAUUAAAUUUAUAGAACAGGCUUUCCUGCUUCCCUUUUCUCUGUGUAGUGCUGAAUCUCUUGUAAAUCUGUUCCUGAGAACAGGGAACUCUUGAGCAUGGUGUGGAAUAAAUUAUAAAAGGCCUGGUUAGUAGUAAUUCCAUGUACGAACGAAAGAAUUCAGGAUUCAAGUCAUUGUGUUCUUGGGGAAAUGUAAAAUGUAAAAGUAGGUGAGAAUCCAGGCUCUCCACUAUACACAAAACACACUGAAUUUCCUACCACAGCUCUUCCAUGUUUUUAUAUUGUUGAUAUUUAGCAUGGUCUAUUUUCAGAUACAUGAUAUAGUACAGCAGUAUUUUGCCCCCUUUUUAAGAAUCGUCAGAUCUCUCAUGUGAUAAAAAAUUAGAAAGCAGCGUUUUCCUCCCAUUAUAAGGCUUAAUGAUGUUUCAAUAUUUUUAUACAAUAAACAAAGGAAUCUUGUAAAAGU
Messenger RNA from Protobothrops mucrosquamatus (brown spotted pit viper), 2324 nucleotides. RefSeq names its product translin associated factor X (gene TSNAX). Gene Ontology annotation, molecular function: RNA endonuclease activity; sequence-specific DNA binding; RNA binding. NCBI's taxonomy places the organism in Eukaryota, Metazoa, Chordata, Lepidosauria, Squamata, Viperidae. Gene Ontology annotation, cellular component: nucleus; cytoplasm. The transcript has 6 exons. The coding region runs from base 145 to 1008 and encodes 287 amino acids. The record is from RefSeq and is a predicted model, not a curated record.